Messenger RNA from Staurois parvus, 344 nucleotides. The record is from the annotation of a GenBank genome assembly. NCBI's taxonomy places the organism in Eukaryota, Metazoa, Chordata, Amphibia, Anura, Ranidae.
CGGAUAUAGUGAAUGCAGGGUCCGGGGAGAUCGGAUAUAGUGAAUGCAGGGUCUGGGGAGACCGGAUAUAGUGAAUGCAGGGGUCCGGAGAGACCAGAUAUAGUGAAUGCAGGGUCCGGGGAGAGACCGGAUAUAGUGAAUGCAGGGUCCGCGGAGACCGGAUAUAGUGAAUGCAGGGUCCGGGGAGACCAGAUAUAGUGAAUGCAGGGGUCCGGGGAGACCAGAUAUAGUGAAUGCAGGGUCCGGGGAGACCGGAUAUAGUGAAUGCAGGGUCCGGGGAGACCAGAUAUAGUGAAUGCAGGGUCCGGGGAGACCGGAUAUAGUGAAUGCAGGGUCCGGGGAGA